AUGGAAGCGCAAAGGAACGGUGCCGCAUCCAGUCCUUUUCAACCUGUGCGCGAAUCGAUUGACUGGCUCGAGCAGGUCAAGGCCGAGCGAGCCAAAGCACUCGAGAUCCGCCGCGCGGAAAGAAAGAAACCAGUAUAUGAUCAAUCGACGUAUGCGACGAGAACAUAUGGCAGCGUUAUUCCAGAACUGCGAGCAGAGAUCGCCAAGAUUGGAAUGGAUCCAAAGGAAGAUCCAGAAAGUGAAAGUGCUCAAAUUCAAUUCCGCAUUGACGAGGCUAAUUUGAAUAGUUACCGCGAGAAGCUCGAUCAGAGGUCACGCAUCAGCCGCUACGAACUGCUGGCGGAUAAGCGUAGGAUCUUCCAUCGUCAAUUUGGGAUACUCAGCAAGAAAGCAGCCAUCAAGCAGAUUACGGAGCGCGCUGAUGUCGCAGAAAAGGAAGCUGAUGACCGAGAAAAGCGACUCGAGGCAGAAACUAUAGCUUUUGAUGAGCACUUGCACGACGCCAAUGCUGCGGCGAUCUCUGCAAUGCAAGAAGCAGAUGAAAUGUCGCGCCAACAUCGUCGCAAAAACGCCGAAAUCAAGAAGAUGACUGGGCAAAUCGCUGAGAUCCGAGCGGAAAUCUGCCGCAUGGAAGACAAAUUCAGGGUCAAGGAUGAGAUUAAGCAGUUUGUCAAUUUGGUACAUCACAAUACGUCCACGAGCGACAACAAGCCCAUUCGCAUGAAUUCUGAGGAUUGGAAUGCCGCCUGGAACACGAUUUACUCGACGCGAGAUGGGAAUCCCUUCAGUCCAUCUACGGGUGUGGCUUUGAUGCUGGAGCGAAUCGAUGAGCUGGAAACGCGCAAUUUGUCCUUGAUUGGGCACUUUCAGCACUCUGAGGAGGAAUUCGACGAGAUCAAAAAGGUCUUUGAAAAGACAGAGCAGCGUCUCGAGAAGCAGAUUCAAGACUUACAGGAACACAUGGAAAUGAUGGAAUCAACGGCAGAACGAUUCACCAAUCGAUCUGAAGAGCUUGAAUUCUACUGCAACAUGUUUGGCGGCGCCGCGGGCUUUGAAGACCAAGAUGCUCAACUAGCGAUCUUUGAAAAAGUGAUUGCUGGAGUUUACGCUGAUACAACAGGCCAGAAGUCGCUGGAGAUCACGAUUGAUGCACUUUCCAUGCUGACCUUUAUCGAGACGCGGCUCGAGGACUUGAUUGAGAUUGAAGAUAGACUUCCGCCUGCGAGAGUUAAAGCCGAACAAAACGAAAGAGACAAGCAACGACGAAUCCAAGCUCGAGAGCAAAUGCAAAAAGAAAGUGAAGAAAAGCAGCGCGAGCGAGCUGAACGCGCCAAGAAUCGCAACGCCACCGAUAUGCUCAAGCGAAUCGGCCGAAAGUUGAACCAGCGAUCUCGUCCUCCAAACAGGCGCCAAAAUCUUACUGUAGAAGUACUUGAAGAAGAUCCAGAUGCAGAGUUCUUCAGAUAUGACUAA
Oikopleura dioica is the source of this 1473-nucleotide messenger RNA. The record is from the annotation of a GenBank genome assembly. Lineage: Eukaryota; Metazoa; Chordata; Appendicularia; Copelata; Oikopleuridae.